CGCAGUCGCACGUUUGGGUGAAAUCACACGUUUCUACACUCUUCCCCGGUGUGAAAGCUCUGAAGUGCGGGUGUGUGUGCGUGCUGCAGGGUCGAGACUGGGAUUGGUGUUGGAUUACUGUGUUACUGUGUUCCUGCGUUUAAUGUUGGUCACUUCAGCAACAGUUUUUUAUCCGUAAAAAUUUUUGCGUGUUUUUUAAAAGGAAAAAAUGUAUUUAAACGUGAUCUCAUUUCUGAAGCUGUUAUCGUUUGUUUGCUUUCACGCCUGCGGGCUAAGUUUACUAGCUUAGCUAAUGUUAGCGAUGAAGAGAUAAUGGUUGUCAUGGUAACACUAACCUUGUUCAGUGAGAAAUUGACUAGCAGGUAACCGAAUUGUGAUUGGCGAACACUCGGAGGUUCAGACAGACCUUAUUGAGGAGGAAGGGGCGGAGUCAGGAUGGUGGGCGGUCACAUGCAUUUCAAAUUUGCUUACUCACAUUUUGUAAUUCUCUCUCAAAGUUUUGAUGCGACUUAAAAAGUUAAAUAAUCUAGAAUAUAGUGGAUAUAUUUCCAGCGGUUGGAAAUGUCCCCUCAUGGCUGUGAUGCGUCUCACGCUGAUGACACGCUGACGGAAUCCGAUCCGAGUCUGAGAAGUCAUCAGCACGUCACCUUCAUACCAUGCCACAGAUCUGAUUCCUUUGCUCCCCUGUUACUCCCCAAGCCCCCUCCCCCUCCCCCCUCAGCAGGGUGUAGUAGAUCAUUUCCUGCGUGCAGCACAGACACCAUGCAGUUAACGGAUUUAUUCACCGUCGCUCACUUUAUUAAAGCCAGAUGUGAUCACGGCCUGAAAGCUGGAGAACCUCAAAACAUCAAAAAUUAUGUUUUUUUCGAGGUGGAGAUCCUGGACCCAAAAACCAGGACACAGCUCUGCUACCUGGACAAGGUGGAGCCGAACGCCACCGUCGGAGAAAUCAAGAUCCUGCUGCACAGAUUAUAUCCGAAGUGGUAUCCAGCGAGACAAGCUCUGAAACUCCAUCCUGAGGGAAAAGCUCUUAAAGAUGAAGAUGUUUUGGAGGAUCUGCCCGUGGGGACGACGGCCACCAUGUUCCUGCAGGACCUCGGGCCUCAGAUAGGCUGGACCAUGGUGUUUCUGUCAGAAAGCAUCGGGCCGCUUUUUAUUUAUCUGUUGUUUUACUAUCGGCUGCCGUUUAUCUACAGUCACGAGUACGACUACACACGAAGCUCACACACCGCCGUCAGACUGGCGUGUGUGUGUCACUCUCUGCACUAUAUAAAGCGAUUAGUGGAGACGAUAUUCAUCCAUCGAUUUUCCCGUGGAACUCUGCCGCUGCACACCAUCGCACUGAAUUGUUUAUAUUAUUGGGGAUUUGCAGCGUGGCUAGCGUACUACAUCAACCACCCUCUCUACACCACACCCAUGUACGGAAAACUUCAGAUCUACACGUCACUCCUCACGUUUCUGAUCUGUGAGAGUGGAAACUUCUCCAUUCACCUCGCGCUCAACCGACUCCGCUGCAACGGAUCGAGGCCGAUGCAGAUUCCAUACCCGAGUAAAAACCCAUUCACGUGGCUCUUCUUCUUCGUCUCCUGUCCAAACUACACAUAUGAGUUGGGUUCAUGGAUCAGCCUGACGGUGAUGACGCAGUGUGUUCCAGUCGCUGUGUUCACCCUGAUCGGGUUUGUACAGAUGACCAUCUGGGCUCGAGGAAAACACAAAACCUACCUACAGGAGUUUAGGGAUUAUCCUGGACUCAGGAGCGCCAUCAUUCCACUCUUCCUCUAGUGAUUUGGGACACAGCCGACACAGAACCCUUUUAUAACCUAACCCUAAUCUAACAACAAUAAAACCAUGCAGUAUUUAGCAGUGAAGUGUUAUAUCAUACUGCAUAAUGUACUGCAUUAAGUGCGAAAUUCUGAAAAACGCUCCGUCCCAAACACAGAGUUCGUCCCUACGGAGUGCUCUGACUGGAACGUGAGCACUAAACAGACAAGCUCUGAGAACUAGCAUUAUAGUAAACAGGCUAAAAUACAAACUAGCUGAAUAAUAUACCGUCAUAGACAGCUGUACUCUGCUGAAUCCGGCGUUAUCACCAGCGACGCCGUCGCCUAACGUCGGCCGCGUAUUUUCUUUACUUUUACUUCUUCACAUUUUCUUGAGAAGUGUUCUGUUCGAAGGAAAUCUCAUUCGAGCGUUCGGGACACGACCUACGACCUGACGUCACUGUGAGCUGAACUUUAAACCACCACACGAUGAAUGUUUACUAAAAUGUGUUUAUAUAUUGUAAUAAAAUGAAAUAUUUUCUACACAGUUAAAUGUUUCUAGGAUCCUGUAACCAGCCGCUAAUCACUUUCACUCGGUGAGAAUCCGUUGGAAAAGAAAUUUCAAAAAUACAAAUAGUGUUUUUCCUUCCGGGUGUGUGUUGUGUUCAGAACACGACCUUUUCGUUGGAUUAGAACGUCGAGACUCAGAACUUCACUUUAAAUCACGUGUAACAAACAGAUCAUUCACUUAAAAUCAGAAAAGUUCUGAUUUCACCGAAGUCACCAAACAUCUGUCCGACUCACACGGAUGAAGAAGUCUGAAUAUUAAUGUGAAUAAACCUGAACAUUAUCAACA
This is a messenger RNA of Ictalurus punctatus (channel catfish), 2616 nucleotides long. RefSeq names its product trans-2,3-enoyl-CoA reductase-like 2b (gene tecrl2b). NCBI's taxonomy places the organism in Eukaryota, Metazoa, Chordata, Actinopteri, Siluriformes, Ictaluridae. Gene Ontology annotation, molecular function: oxidoreductase activity, acting on the CH-CH group of donors. The transcript is spliced from 12 exons. The coding region runs from base 562 to 1782 and encodes 406 amino acids. Gene Ontology annotation, biological process: very long-chain fatty acid biosynthetic process. The record is from RefSeq and is a predicted model, not a curated record.